Dibothriocephalus latus is the source of this 579-nucleotide messenger RNA. The record is from the annotation of a GenBank genome assembly. Lineage: Eukaryota; Metazoa; Platyhelminthes; Cestoda; Diphyllobothriidea; Diphyllobothriidae.
UCUGUAAAAUUGGACAAUGCCAAUGCAGACCUCGCUGAAUGUACUGCUGAAACUAAAGAAUGCCACACCAAAAGCGAGAAGUCCAUGGUGUACAUUGCUAUCACUGACAAAACUAAAUGGGCAAGCGUGGAGUUUUCUGUUGGUGGCGUGGCUAAGGCGACCCUCACAAUUGCUGAGUUGGAGGCAGGGAAACCAGCAAGCCCAGUGACCGAACCCCCCAAAGGAACUAAAGGGACCGAUAACAAACUCGAAAUAUCCAGUGUUGUUGUUCCAUGCAUACCAGAGGCCGUAACGCUUAUAAAGAAGGCUUUGAACGUUAACGAUACGCCAUUAAACAAGAAUCCGGCAUGUUCAUCCACCAAAGAUAACUGCUAUACAAUUACAAAUGAGUACUACCCCGUCUACGUGAAGGCAGAAAUGAAAGAGGCAGCGCGGAUUCUUACGAUGAAGGAUUACACCAACAUACUAAAAGCCACCUUUAAGCCCCUUACUGGUAACUCCAACUCUGCCGUGUCAUGGAUGUCCCACUCCUUUGCACUCAUGCUCACCAACGCGGCGAUGAUGCUGCUCCUGCACUAG